AUGCCGUGUGGUCUCGGGGGCACCAAGACUGUCCAGCGCAAGCUUGUCUUGCUAGGCGACGGUGCCUGCGGCAAGACCUCGCUGCUGAACGUCUUUACCCGAGGCUAUUUCCCUACUGUCUACGAGCCGACUGUGUUUGAGAACUAUGUGCAUGGUGGGUUAUCUGAACCAUCAGGAGCAAAUAAACAAUGGCUGACUGGGGUAGAUAUCUUCGUCGACAAUGUCCACAUCGAGCUCUCCCUUUGGGAUACUGCUGGUCAGGAGGAAUUCGACCGGCUGCGGAGUCUUUCUUACGACGACACCGACCUAAUCAUGCUCUGUUUCUCCGUCGAUAGCAAAGACUCCCUUGAAAACGUCGAAUCGAAAUGGGUCUCCGAGAUAGCCGACAACUGCCCGGGAGUCAAGCUCGUGCUUGUUGCCCUGAAAUGCGACCUCCGCGAGCAGGAAGAGGAAGACACAAACGAGGAUGGCACACCUCGCGAGAAAAAGCCCAUGAUUACCUACGAGCAGGGCCUCGAGGUUGCGCGCAGGAUUCAUGCGCUGAGGUACCUCGAGUGCUCGGCGAUGAGGAAUAGGGGAGUCAAUGAGGCUUUUACGGAGGCGGCGAGAGUCGCAUUGAGUGUCAAAAAGGAGAGUGAUCAGGGGAAGUGCAUCGUGAUGUGA
This is a messenger RNA of Thermochaetoides thermophila DSM 1495, 663 nucleotides long. Its product is annotated as GTP-binding protein rho3-like protein. The transcript has 4 exons. Lineage: Eukaryota; Fungi; Ascomycota; Sordariomycetes; Sordariales; Chaetomiaceae. The record is from RefSeq and is a predicted model, not a curated record. The coding region runs from base 1 to 663 and encodes 220 amino acids. Gene Ontology annotation, molecular function: GTP binding; GTPase activity. Gene Ontology annotation, biological process: small GTPase-mediated signal transduction.